UGGUAUCAUUGGAUCUCUCAAACAAUAGUCUUUUAGGUGAAAUUCCCAAAUCAUUGGAGGCGCUCACCUAUCUCAAAAACUUCAAUGUCUCUAUAAAUAAUUUACAAGGGGAAAUUCCUAGCAAUGGUCCUUUGAAAACAUUUUCUGCUCAAUCCUUUUUGUUAAAUCAUGCAUUGUGCGGUUUGCCUAGGCAAGGGGUUCUUCUUUGCAAGGCUGACAUGACCAAACGAUCAAAAGUACUGGUAAUGAAAUACAUUUUGCUUUCAGUUCUGUCAAUUUUAAUAGCAGUGAUUGUAACCUUUUUCUUCAUAAGAUGUCAUUAUAAAAGAAAACGUUCUCUAGUUGAUCGAGUCGAUUUGUUACCUUUGGCAACAUGGAGAAGAACAUCAUAUCUAGAAAUUCAACAAGCCACUGAUGGUUUCAGUGAGUGCAACUUGCUUGGUAUAGGUAGCUUCGGCUCAGUAUUCAAAGGGAUGAUUUCAAAUGGAACUAUAGUUGCAAUAAAGGUCUUUCAUUUGCAAGUAGAGAGAGUACUUAAAAGCUUCGAUUCUGAAUGUGAAGUAUUGCGCAACAUUCGUUAUCGGAAUCUCAUAAAAGUCUUGAGCAGCUGCUGUAAUACUGAUUUCAAGGCCUUGAUACUUGAAUUCAUGCCCAAUGGUAGUCUUGAGAAGUGGUUGUAUUCUCACAACUAUUUUCUGGAUAUGCUACGAAGGUUGAACAUAAUGAUAGAUGUUGCAUCGGCUCUUGAAUAUCUCCACCAUGAUUAUUCAACACUAGUCAUCCAUUGUGAUUUGAAGCCUCAGAACAUCUUAUUAGAUGAAGAUAUGGUUGCCCAUGUGAGUGAUUUCAGCAUUGCCAAACUCUUAGAUGAAGGAGAUUCAAAGACACAAACCCUUACACUAGCGACUCUAGGGUAUAUGGCACCAGGUGAUAAAGAUGGUUUUGCCACCAAAGUGAAUUGCAUGUUAAACAUCAUGAAUUUGGCUUUGAAUUGUUGCAUGGAGUCACCCGAACAGAGGAUUAAUAUGAAAGAUGUCUUGGCAAAAUUGAAGAAGAUCAAAUUGCAGUUUCAACAAGAUGUGGGAGGUGCCUAA
Molecule: messenger RNA, 1094 nt
Organism: Mangifera indica (mango)
Lineage: Eukaryota; Viridiplantae; Streptophyta; Magnoliopsida; Sapindales; Anacardiaceae
Product: receptor kinase-like protein Xa21
Exons: 2
Coding region: 219-1094 (291 amino acids)
Biological process (GO): protein phosphorylation
Molecular function (GO): ATP binding; protein kinase activity
Source: RefSeq, a predicted model, not a curated record